AUGCCCGUAAUUCAAACUCUGGUUCAGCCUUCCGUACCAUCUUCUGCAGGAAAGCUAGCUACCGUGGAGAAGGCCGUUGCGACCGGGAGGCUUUCUCUUUCAAUCACGUCUUCAACGCCCUUUUCAAAGCUAGGGAGCAACUUCUUGGCUCGGAAAUUUACUGCCAAGCCCAACAGGAGAAUCAGCAUUGAUAUGAUCGGACAACCACUUAAAACCAGUGAUCCUGAUAAAGCAGGUGACAUUCUAAAAACUUGGAAUGAUCAGGUUAAUGGAAAACCCGCUGCCAUUGCGAACAACGGAUCCUCCCAGAAGGCGCUAGAUGGGACCGUACCUACCGAGUCUGAGCAUCCUAUAGACUCGAACGAAAUGCUCAACAAUCCCAACCUCCAGUCUUCUGAAUUUAAUCCGGUGCUUUGCUCUAGUCCGGUACUUACUGUCGAGCCUGAGGAUCCUACCCCUGACUCCAAUAUAAACCAAACUAUCAUCGUUCGCAAGCAAGCCCCGCGGACACGGCGUACCUUAGAGUUCUCAGGUCUGGGCGCACCAGCCGGCUCAUCAAGUGAAACGAGCUACCUGCCUUCAUCGGUCGGUUUGCUCUCUGAACCUCUGGAGGGAAUCGCAGAAGAAAUGCAGGAGGUAUCCUGCUCUCCAAGCGUCAUUACGGUGGAGAAAGCUGUAGCCACGAAGGUUUUUUUCGAGAAGCAUUAUGAUGCGAUUUUGAAGCGUCCAAAAGACCGAGACCAACGGAAGAAGUUAAUGGAAGAUGAGCUUUUGAGACUCGACAUAAACGCCUAUGACCGCGAAGAAAUCAUGAGAAACUGGAACCGCAGUGAGACGGCUUACCUGCGUGAAAUUCGGAAUCGAGUCGGGAUUGAAAACUUCAAAAAGCUGAAAACCAUUGGUCACGGCGCGUUUGGGGUUGUUUCUCUAGUCAGGGAAGAGAUCACUGGGGAAUUACUAGCAAUGAAACAGAUGAGAAAAUCGGAUAUGCUACGUCGCGGCCAAGAAGGACAUGUUAGGGCCGAAAGAGAUCUAAUGACUGCUGCCAGCUCGAUAUGUCGGUGGAUCGUUCGAUUGGUUUACUCUUUCCAAGACGUCGAUCACUUGUACUUGGUGAUGGAGUAUAUGGGGGGAGGUGAUAUGCUUAACUUGUUGAUUCAGCGGGAUACGUUUCCAGAAUCAAUGGCCAAAUUUUACGUCGCUGAAAUGAUCCUCGCAAUAGAAGAAGCGCACAAAUUAGGAUAUAUCCAUCGUGACAUCAAACCUGAUAACUUUUUAUUCGAUAGAGAAGGACAUGUCAAGUUAUCAGACUUUGGCUUAGCUACCGAUUUUCAUUGGGCACAUGACGCUGCGUAUUACGAGCACCAGCGGAUCGCCCUCUUACGCAAGCAUGGAAUUGAUUUGGAGGAUGGACUUCCCAAUCUGAAGAGACUUGAUCAAGCGUACUCACUAGACGAAGAACCCACCGGGGCCAACAUUGCAGCUUCUGGGUCGAAGGAAGACCGACUACUUACUAUAAGGGAUCGGAAACGUAAGAAGAUGGCCUUCUCCGUUGUUGGUACAAACAACUACAUGGCACCAGAAGUCCUGAAGUCGGGUGGAUAUGACCGCGCCUGUGAUUGGUGGAGCUUGGGUGUCAUUCUAUUUGAGAUGAUAUAUGGCUAUCCUCCAUUCAGCUCUCGCUCCCGUCAAAUCACACGAACUAAGAUCAUGCAAUGGAAGUCCUAUCUUCGAUUUCCCAGUAGUCCCAAGAUUUCCCAACAAGCAACCCACUUCAUCCAAUCCCUUUUGUGCGAUCGGAAGGAUCGAUUAGGGUCCACAGUUCGUCCUGCACUUCCUCAGCGCAACCCACGCAAUUCUACUUCAAAAUGGUUGAACCUGGAGCCAAGCAUCCAGCGAGAAGGCGCAGACGAACUGAAAGCACAUCCGUGGUUCAAAGGAAUUAACUUCAAAACAAUCCAUUUGGAAAAGCCUCCUUUUAUACCCAAUCUCAAGUCGGAAACCGAUACUCGAUACUUCGAAGAAGACAUUGACGCGAAUCCACUUCCUUUGCCUGGAGGAGCUGCCACCCAAACUCGCGAUGUUCUUUUGGGGCACCACAAGUAUGGAGCUGACAUUCUUGAAACAAGGAAGAAGCAUGCUUUUGUGGGUUAUACUUUCAAAAGCCCUCGCAGAGAAGUCUUCGAUCCACGCAGAGGAUUCCUUCUCCAAUCAUUUAGCUCUGGAUCCGUUGAGGACGCCAAGACGCAGAUCCAUACGGAUAUCGAGACUUUCCCCACUGGGCCCUUGUUGCCGACUGAAUUGCUGAACGAAACAGAGGAGAAUAUGCGCCGUAUGUCAAUAUGAGAUUCCUCACUCUCAGUCAUCAUUGUAGGGGAGGGGGCGCUGCCACUAGUUGUUUGCCACUGCGCACCAGAGGGGAGGUAUUUAGUUAAGCUAGGAAGUCAUCCAUUUUUUAAGUUUUCAUUCUCAUUUUUUGCAGAACUCAUUUCAGCACUUGCUGUACACUUGUAUUAAACUUUACUGUUUGUAAUUGUCAUUGUUGUCAGUUUUAAACUAUAAGAAUUAACCAUAUGGCUAGAGAAAAUAAGUUCAUGACCAUACUUUACAUACUCCAUGGAAAUUUUU
This is a messenger RNA of Puccinia graminis f. sp. tritici CRL 75-36-700-3, 2628 nucleotides long. Its product is annotated as AGC/NDR protein kinase. The transcript has 8 exons. The coding region runs from base 1 to 2346 and encodes 781 amino acids. The record is from RefSeq and is a predicted model, not a curated record. Gene Ontology annotation, molecular function: ATP binding; protein serine/threonine kinase activity. NCBI's taxonomy places the organism in Eukaryota, Fungi, Basidiomycota, Pucciniomycetes, Pucciniales, Pucciniaceae. Gene Ontology annotation, biological process: intracellular signal transduction; peptidyl-serine phosphorylation.